AUGUUUGAAAAACACAGCGGUCUUGCGGAAGUGAAUGGGCAGCGCUUACCUGACGGCCCCGGCGUCGGUGGCUGCGCCUCCUCCACUUCUCUAACCACAAUGAGCCACACUGUUUCAGCCAGUUUCAAAACUGACUGUCCCUCGCAGGCCUUUCCUACUGCGGAGGCCGAGCAGACCUGGAGCCACUAUGGGUUUGCAUGUGCACGAACACCUGCAGUUAGCUCCCUAGCAAGCAUCCAGAGUCAGUUCUUGGCAGCACUGGAGUCACUGAAGGCGUUCUGGGAUGUGAUGGAUGAAAUCGACCAGAAGACCUGGGUACUGGAGCCAGAGAAGCCUACCCGGAGUGCUACCACGCGCAGGAUUGCACUAGGGAACAAUGCCUCCAUAAAUGUAGAGGUAGACCCCAGGCACCCCACCAUGCUUCCUGAGCUGUGUUUUCUGGGAGCUGACCACGGUGAGAUCCAUCUGAAGGAUCCAGAAAAUAGUCUGUUACAAAAUUUGAAAGACGUUUUAGAAAUUGAUUUUCCAGCUCGUACCAUCCUGGAAAAAUAUGACUUUAAUAUGGACUGUGGAAUCUGUUAUGCCUAUCAGCUUGAUGGCUCCACGCCUGAUCAAGUGUGCAACAAUUCCCUCUGUGCACAGCCUUUCCAUCAAAUAUGCUUAUAUGAGCCAAUUACCUUGAAAAUGUCUGGAAGAAAAGCUUGAAGAACUGAAUACAAGGAAGAGCUAGAAACAUUAAAAAUUGUCCAAG
Molecule: messenger RNA, 751 nt
Organism: Nannospalax galili (Upper Galilee mountains blind mole rat)
Lineage: Eukaryota; Metazoa; Chordata; Mammalia; Rodentia; Spalacidae
Product: FA complementation group L
Exons: 6
Coding region: 1-705 (234 amino acids)
Biological process (GO): interstrand cross-link repair; protein monoubiquitination
Cellular component (GO): nucleus; Fanconi anaemia nuclear complex
Molecular function (GO): ubiquitin protein ligase activity
Source: RefSeq, a predicted model, not a curated record